This is a messenger RNA of Caenorhabditis remanei, 732 nucleotides long. RefSeq lists its product as uncharacterized. The transcript is spliced from 6 exons. The record is from RefSeq and is a predicted model, not a curated record. Bases 1 to 732 code for a protein of 243 amino acids. NCBI's taxonomy places the organism in Eukaryota, Metazoa, Nematoda, Chromadorea, Rhabditida, Rhabditidae.
AUGAUGUUUCAUUGCUUGAAGCUGCUCAUUGGGCUAUUCCUGAUUAGUCAGGCAACAUGUCAGCGUAUUCCACCCUCUACCAGUCCACGGAAUAUUAGAGAAACCUUUCUGGCUGGAUCUGAAUUUGAAGAGAGUUUGAUAACAAAUCUCUUGAAUUCAUCAGCCAUGGUGACCCUCAAUGAUGACAUCACUACUCUCUUGAGCAGCUCUAACUUGACCUACACUCUGGCGUCACCGGAGAAACCAUUUGUCUUUGUCGAUCGUAAUUACUUCUGGAACAAAGAGGACUUUGUCUCCUAUGCGGACUCAGACAACACCACUACAUUCUCGUACAUUUGUGUCUUCAAUGUGACCCAGGAUAAUGGGAUCUUUUCUCAGAUCUACUUCCCAAAUGGUGAUCCAAUCACUGAGAUCGUUUUCGGAUGUGAGACUUCUAAGGAGUGCUGUGGAAUGAAGUGCUGUGGCGAUGAUGUUUUGAUUAACAUUAUCAUUGUUGGAGCCAUCAGUCUUGCUCUUCUCUUCCUUCUUCUCUGCAACAUCAUCAUCGGAUUCAAGAAACGUCGUGAAAAGAGCAAGGGAGCUGGAAAGGCCGCUUAUCAUGCAACAGACACUACAAAUGCCAUCGAAAACGACAUUGUCAGCCCAGAACAGAUCACCUAUGAAACCAGACAACCAUCAAACGGAAAUGAAUCCCCGGCAAUCAAAAGCAUCCCAAUCGAUAAGAGAAUCUAA